Camellia sinensis is the source of this 1473-nucleotide messenger RNA. The record is from RefSeq and is a predicted model, not a curated record. NCBI's taxonomy places the organism in Eukaryota, Viridiplantae, Streptophyta, Magnoliopsida, Ericales, Theaceae.
UCUCAAAAUCAACCAUAGUAAAUUGUGUGAAUCCCUAGCAUUAGAAAAUCGAGGAAGCGGCAGAGAAGAAGAGAAGAGAAGAGAAGGUACGUAAGACAUACACAUUUUAAAGAUCUGAAAAAGCUGCUUCGUUUGCUGGCUAUGGAUCUUGGAAUUGAACGACCAGACAUCGGCGGUGCCGAAAAUGGAGCUAAAUCGACACUGUGUAGCUCAUCUUCCUCCGGCCACGUCGCUUCUACCACUGAUUUAUUCAGGAGGGCCAUACUGGAGUCAGGGCCACCUGAAAAUUUUGCUCUCAAGACUGUCCAAGAAGUUAUUAAACCUCAGAAGCAAACAAAGUUAGUUCAAGAUGAGAAUCAGUUGUUGGAAAAUAUUCUACGGACAUUACUUCAGGAAUUGGUGUCAGCUGCAGUUCAGUCAGGGGAGAAAAUUAUGGAAUAUGGGCAACUGAUUGUUGAUGGGGAAGUGACUCAGGGUCAAAUUCCCCGCCUUCUUGACAUUGUACUGUAUCUUUGUGAGAAAGAACAUGUUGAAGCUGGUAUGAUCUUCCAGCUAUUGGAAGAUUUGACUGAAAUGUCUACAAUGAGAAAUUGCAAAGAUAUCUUCGGAUAUAUAGAGAGUAAACAAGACAUAUUGGGAAAGCCGGAAUUGUUUGCACGAGGCAAACUUGUGAUGUUGAGGACAUGCAAUCAACUUCUCCGUCGUUUAUCAAAGGCAAAUGAUGUUGUGUUUUGUGGACGAAUUAUAAUGUUCCUUGCUCAUUUUUUCCCAUUAUCAGAACGUUCAGCUGUCAAUAUCAAGGGAGUUUUCAACACAUCAAAUGAGACAAAAUAUGAGAAAGAGGCUCCUGAAGGCAUUUCUAUUGAUUUCAACUUCUACAAAACGUUUUGGAGUUUACAGGAACAUUUUUGUAAUCCUGCUUCCUUAACUCUCGCUCCAACAAAGUGGCAGAAGUUUACUUCCAGUUUAAUGGUUGUGUUGAAUACCUUUGAUGCACAGCCUUUAAGUGAUGAAGAGGGUAAUGCUAAUAAUCUUGAGGAUGAGGCAGCAACCUUCGGCAUAAAGUAUCUCACCAGCAGCAAACUGAUGGGUCUAGAGUUAAAAGAUCCAAGUUUUCGACGCCAUGUCCUUGUCCAAUGCCUUAUUUUGUUUGAUUAUCUGAAGGCACCAGGGAAAAACGACAAAGAUUUGCCCUCUGAAACAUUGAAGGAAGAAAUAAAAUCUUUUGAGGAGCGUGUAAAGAAGCUUCUUGAAAUGACUCCACCUAAUGGCAAAGAAUUUCUUAAUAGUAUUGAUCAUAUAUUGGAAAGGGAAAGGAAUUGGGUCUGGUGGAAACGUGAUGGUUGCCCACCUUUUGAAAAGCCACUAAUAGAGAAGAAAUCAGUUCAAGAUGGAGCAAAAAAGCGUAAGAUACGGUGGAGACUAGGGAAUAAAGAACUAUCUCAGUUGUGGAAAUGGGCAGAUCAGAAUCCG